Molecule: messenger RNA, 1019 nt
Organism: Musa acuminata subsp. malaccensis (wild Malaysian banana)
Lineage: Eukaryota; Viridiplantae; Streptophyta; Magnoliopsida; Zingiberales; Musaceae
Product: phospholipid hydroperoxide glutathione peroxidase 1, chloroplastic
Biological process (GO): response to oxidative stress
Molecular function (GO): glutathione peroxidase activity
Source: RefSeq, a predicted model, not a curated record
CGGUCUUUCUACUCUCCUCUCUCUCUCUCUCUCUCUCUCUCUCUGCUUUCGUCUCCGGAAGGCCUGACUUGGAUUCAAUGGCUUCCGCAGCUGCCGCAUCCUCCGCCCUCUUCUACGCCAACCCUACGCUGCACGCCGGCUUCCAGGACAUGAGAGCGAAAACCCCCACGGCGGAGUUCCUCCAUCUGUCUGCUAAGUUCUCGGACGGAUUGCCCACGUCCGCCUUUCGGGUCCUCAAGCACCCCUCCCGGUUGCGUCAAAACCUUGGAUCUGUGGGAAGACCAGGGAGGACUCCCGGUGUGGCCUAUGCCACCGCUGCCACCGAGAAGAGAGUCCAUGAUUUCACCGUGAAGGAUAUUGAUGGCAAGGAUGUUUCUCUCAACAAAUUCAAAGGAAAGAUUCUGUUGAUCGUUAACGUUGCUUCAAGAUGUGGAUUGACAUCAUCAAAUUACUCUGAGCUCUCUCACAUUUACGAGAAGUACAAGACCCAAGGAUUUGAGGUUUUGGCCUUCCCUUGCAAUCAAUUUGGGGGACAAGAACCUGGAUCAAAUUCAGAAAUUAAACAGUUUGCCUGUACAAGGUUCAAAGCAGAUUUUCCUAUUUUUGAUAAGGUUGAUGUUAAUGGACCAAAUGCUGCACCAGUUUAUCAGUUUCUCAAGUCUAGUGCUGGAGGAUUUCUAGGGGAUCUUAUAAAGUGGAACUUUGAGAAGUUCUUGGUAGAUAAGAAUGGGAAAGUUGUGGAGAGAUAUCCACCAACAACUUCCCCUUUCCAGAUCGAGAAGGAUAUCCAGAAACUCCUUGCAGCAUAAGUACUUUUGAACCAGGACGAAUGGGAAUAGAACUUGAAGACAAUCUUCUGUCUCAUGUAUUCAGUAGUAAACGUGCAGUUGUAUGGAUCCAUGGAUAUGCCAACUUUGAUGGUUUUGUAGAUUAUCUUCAGAAAGUUUUAUUUAUUAUUUGAUACAAUUUCCACAUAAAUAGUAGUCAAUGAAGUUUUAUUUUAGAUCACAGAUGGCAUU